This is a messenger RNA of Chara braunii, 4480 nucleotides long. Lineage: Eukaryota; Viridiplantae; Streptophyta; Charophyceae; Charales; Characeae. The record is from the annotation of a GenBank genome assembly.
UGCAUGGUUGUCUUGUAUGCACCGUUCCCGACACCCUCACUAACCCCCCUUGCCGAAAAGAUGGCGGGCGUAUGGCGGGUCACGUGCCUUCUUGAAUGUCUCGGACCACGUGCAAGUGUUUCUGUGUGGUGCUCAUUACUGUUCUCCUGCCCAUCUUUGUUUUGCAUUUGCCACCGGCAGGUAAAUCUGGUGCGCCGACCUCUGCUCAAAAUAAACGGUACGGCAGGUCUAAGACUUACAACAACAAACCGUGGGCUCUUGACUGGGUAGGCGGUUUGCAUAAACCGGGGUGUGGGGCUGUUAUCUUCUUGAGCGAUGACAAUGGCGCCACUUGGUACUGUUUUGGGGGUGCGGAGAAAUCCGAGGCGGGCAGGAAGACCUACGAAGGGAGGACGUUCAGGACCUUCUUCCUCACGUCCGUCUUCGACAGCGCUGGGACGGACUGGGUCAAGGAAGACAAGAAGGUCUCCCUUGACCUGCGUCUCUUCCCAGGAUAUGGCGUCAAGGCUUUCUCCAUGAAAGCGUUUUACGUGCGUGGGGACGGAACUGAAUUCCGAAUGCUUUCUCCGGAAGAAUUUCUCAGCAAAACAAACGCCAACCGCGUCACUGGCUGCCUUCCUGUUGUCGACAGUUCUUUUCGGAUGAGCAAACCUUUGGUCCAAUUCAACAGUCUGAUGGACCUGCUGCCAGGUGUGGUUAAGCGGUAUAGGGAAGACUUCUCGAAGCUGCCGCCUGAUCAACAAACGGACUGUGUUUUUUUUCCCUUCGAGGCGGGUUCCAAGAGCAGGCGGCAAACCACGACAGGGAAGACAAAGCAGUUGCCGGGUGGGCCGUCGGGCGCGAAUCUUCCCUCGCCCUCCGUGAGGGGAGGUCGUGAUUUGGCUCAAGGUUCAAGCGAGGCAACGGAGUUUGAUGACAGGCUUCUGCACCAGCGCAAUGUGGGCCGUGAGAAUUCCCAGGGCAGUGCAAUUGCCCUGGACGAGGACAACGACGGGGACGAGGAAGGAGGAAGUGUCGGGCCGCAUAACGACGGCGGUAAUGAAGCAGAUGUGGAAGUUGGGGAUGACAACAUGGAGGACCGGGGCGGGCUUGCUGACGAGGACGCCGACACACCAAUGCAUGGUCAUGACAUCUCCCCCGCCGGCGCUGUGGGAGCCGCUAUUGGUCAACCCUCGACGUCUCGUGGAAUUUCGCUAUCGCAAAGCAGGAGUAAGGGUGGGCACGACUCACAUGCAAUGCAAGGACCGAAGGCGAGGAAAAGGACAAGGGAGACUUCUCCGUCUGCUUUUACUCACAAGAGGCAAGCCAGGACUGACGUUGUUAAUGAGGCUCGUGGAGCUUUGACAGCGUCCCAGGAGGCACGGCCUCCUCGGAAGAACAGCCAAGGGGGGCGAUCUGGGGGUCAAGGUGAUGGCCGUGGGGGCGGUGGCUGUGGAGGGGCGCGGAAAGGCUCCCAGAGGGUGAGACCACAAGAGCUGCGGGACUCGGGGGAUGAGGGCGAGGGAGUGGAUCCUCGCAUGCCCGAAGAUGCUGAUGAGCCGGUUCAGCGCGUCGCGCCCAUCGACACUACGCGUUGUUUCUUCCUCGAAUACGACGACCAAGGCUUUGCUACGCAAGACGUCCAUGCUCUUCACGUGGACGUCAUGAGAAUCAAACGCAUUCCUCGCAGAAGGAUUCUUUUCAACCACCGCUCGUUGUCUGAAAACAUUGUGCGAGGCAUCGAGAAUGCCAUCGAAAGCUCCAUCGGCACGGACCCGGGGGCGUGGGAUAGGCCCGAGCUCGUGCUUGCGCCAGUUGAUCGCAAUGACAUUGUCGGCGGCCAGGGAAGACGGAUCACGCCGACCGAAUUCUUGGAAAGGGACCUGGCAGAGUUCAACUGGUACGCUGUCUGUGGUCAGCAUACCGUUGAGGCCAUGAAGAGAUUGGUCAGAAAGGGUUCCCCGGCAGUUAAAGUUUAUGGCCUCAACGCGUACUCUAAGGUGCGGGUCGUCUAUUUCGGAGAUGAUCAAACACGAGGGUAUUUCAAUGUCUCCUGCUUUGACAACACACGUGAAAAUCGCUCCAUGAUGUUGUCAUUCGAGGACGCUGUCCGUGACAUCAGGCAAUGGUGGUUAGACAACAAUAGAAUCGAGGCCCCGAAAGCCAAGGUCAGCGAGAAGGAUGAGGUGGUCGUUGCACAUCAGAAGACGUGGCAGAACUUCUUGAGGGCUUGCAUGGGGAAGGCAUGCGACAAGGCGUUUGUAAAGCAAGCUCUCGAGAAUGAGUACAGUAAGGAUUGGAGUAAUAAACUCCGGGGCUACAUGAACCUCGCCACAUCCAGUGUCGCAGUGUGGCCGCUGGUCGAGAGUUGCGUUGCUCCUGCUCAUGAAGGGGAAGGUGGUCGCAACGAACGUCAAGGUCUUGCUCCAAGAGUGAACACAAAGUGUCUCCUCGACAUCAUGCGAAAGGAGCGGUACAUGGUGCGUAUCCGCGCCGAGGGAAGGGCGGACGACGAAUGGAACGACGCGUUCUUUAUGUCGUACAAGGACCUUGAAGAAAAGUAUGGGCCAAACGGUCUGUGCGCUGCUGAAUGGGAGAAGGAACGGGACAAGUUACAUGUCAAUAAGGUGAAGAUGGUCCCUCGACGACUUGGAGGAGUGGAGGAGGCAAGGCAAGGUGCGGGCUUGGGGCCUACGGCGGCAAUGUAUAAGGAGGCUCCGUUUCACCUUAAGGUCUUCAUAUACACUGCAAUUGAUAAGCUCGAUUUGCUUCGCGCCGAGGUGAAACGGAUCGCCUCCAGCGCGCGUCAUAUUGUGUGGGACAAGAUUGGCAAACAAACGACGUUGCUACCUGUGUGCAUGCCAUCGAAGGAAGUGUUGGCAGCGCCAGACGACAUCGUCGCUGCAGCGCAAAAAAUGACAUGCAGGGCCGCCAUCGUGGACAUCCCAUCCUCGAACUUCAGCACGGCGUGGACCUCUCGCGAAUUUGAUGCCUUGCAGGCAUUGAUGACCAAGUGUUGUGGCCAGAAUUGGAUCAUUUUCUUCUUUGCACCGCAAAAGGUGCAAAGCGAUGUUCUGCGUCACUUGUUCCGCUGGGAGGACGUCGAAGUCAUCCCCGGGACCUGGAAACAGGUGGACAGGCCACCGAACGACAUCACACGAUACGGCAAUAUGGCUACGACGAGUCGAGAUAUGAUGGUCAUUGUCCUGCACGCCGACGGAGGGGAUCUGAAAAAAGUAACUGUCAAACCCCGACUCCAAAAUGACCUCACAACCGUGCACGUUGUGGAGGAGAAGUUCGGGAAGUGUCAAGGUAACUACGGUGGGAUAGAGGGCGAUGAUAGUGUGGUGUAUUCCAUCUGGGAGCGAGAGCCUAGAAAGUUACGUUCGUUGUGCGGGUCGUUUGUCGGAGAGGCGGAAGGUAAUAAUGUCCUUGCCUGCGACGAGUCGGCCAAGGACAUUGCAUAUCUGACAAAGUUCGUCGAUAUACUUGUGAAGGAUGAGAGAUUCGCCUGUCAUGUCGAGAAGCCACGUUACAAACAUCGUAGGAACAGGGACAUGUUCCACAAGUUGGGACGCAAGAGACUGAAGGUGUGGGAAUACAUGUUCCGCGAUGCGCCACAAGGACGGCUUGACGGGAAUUACAUCUACAGGAAAGCAAAGGUGACAAAGACCCUGAAACAUUAUCGCGGUGCUCUUACUGGCGCCUUUGAGACUUUUGUCGCUCGAUGCGAGAUCCUGAAGUUCGAUCUUCAUAAAGACCAGCUGAUGUCCAAGGACUACGCUGACCUCGCGAAAUCGGGUGACGGCUUUAACCCCGUCGACAGCGAGGAAGACUCUUCCGGGUCCGACCUCGAAUUGAGCGAUGGCAAGGGUGGUGAAGGUCCGGGCGGUGGCAUGGUGCGGUCACACGAUGAAGGGACCGUUCGCUCGCAUGAAAGACCCGUACAGGUGGCCGCCCCCAGUGUUGGCUCGAUGGUGGCCCCCAUGGAGGGCACCGGUUUGCCAAACAUGGGAAUAUGUGGUCCCAAUGAUGAAGAUGACAUUGAUAUGUCAGGCGAGGCGUUGAAGCUCGCACCAGGCAAUCCAAUUCCUCCCGGCUAUUGUGUUGAUCCGACCACAAUUUAUUUCUUGGGGGGCAAACAUGCUCGCACUGGUGAGGACAAAUGGGGCCAUGACAUCGUGUGGCAUGAGGGCAUUUUUUAGCCCUGCAUCCAAGAUGGGGAGUGGAAGAUGGCGGUCAAAUACACACGCGGAUGGCAGACGUUUCGCCGGAUGCCAAAGGACACUUGGCUGAAAACGAUGGAACUCGCGAUUAUGUACCGCGUGCAAAAGGAGAAUCCGGGGAAGAGCGAGGGUGCUGUCAAAGACAAGGCCAAAGAAUUAUUUUCUGUAUUGCGAGACAAUCGGCAGUUGGAGUAUAGUUGGAAAUUUUACGCCCUGCGAACGAGUCCCUCAUGUGGGUCAAUCGACUGAAAGGUCAAUCAAACUAUCGAAACCAU